UAAAAACAGUUCAUAAAGUGUUUUCUAACCAGAAGAAUUUUUGUAUAGUCUUGAACAUUGAGGAAAAUCCUAUUAGUAAAUAACUUAUAUUGAUGAUAAUUUUUACUACUAAAUUUCCAACAUACAAAUCGUUGUUUGCUUGGUAGAAAUGGCUACGGGAGUGGAAACUCAAGAAGUGCAGCAAAAGUCUAAGAGACCUUCAGAUUCUGCCUUUAAGCAGCAGCGACUUCCUGCCUGGCAGCCGGUAUUAACAGCGGGCACUGUGUUGCCCACCUUCUUCGUUAUUGGAAUUUUGUUCAUACCUGUAGGAGUGGCAUUGCUAUAUUUCUCAGAUGAAGUUAGUGAAUUUGUCUACGACUACACCAAUUGCAAGCAAGUUGGUCAGGAAAAUUUGACCUGUGCGGAAUAUCUGACCAAAAAUCCCAGCGGAACAUGUUCAUGCAAAAUUGACUUUGAGCUACCGAAAGAUUUCACAGGAAAUGUCUACAUGUACUAUGGCCUUAGUAAUUAUUAUCAGAACCACCGACGUUACGUGAAAUCACGAGAUGAUGAACAGCUAUUGGGUAGACUAUCAUCAACUCCAUCCACGGAUUGUGUACCAUUCGCUUAUGUUGAAGAAAAUAUGGAAAGUAUUCCCAUUGCACCGUGUGGAGCUAUUGCCAAUUCACUGUUUAACGAUACACUAUCACUGAAAUACAACGGCACCGAUGUACCGCUGCUAAAUACUGGCAUUGCUUGGCCAUCCGACAAGUUAAUCAAAUUUCGAAAUCCUGCAGGAAAUUUAUCACUUGCCUUGAAAAACUUCAGCAAACCAAAGUUUUGGCAAAAAGAACUGUGGGAAUUGGAUCCAAAAAAUCCUGAUAAUAAUGGUUUCCAGAAUGAAGAUUUAAUUGUUUGGAUGCGCACAGCAGCAUUGCCUAGCUUUCGUAAACUUUAUCGGCGCGUUGACCAUUCCAAUUCAACUUUCCAAAGUGGUUUGAAAAAGGGUGCCUACACGCUCAACGUUGUUUAUCAAUACCCUGUGACGUCAUUUGAUGGUUCGAAGAAAAUGAUUUUAUCUACAACGUCUCUGCUUGGCGGUAAAAAUCCAUUCCUUGGCAUUGCAUACAUCGUUGUUGGUUCCAUUUGCCUAAUUCUUGGCGUCGCGUUGCUGUUUAUACAUAUCAAAUGUAGCAAAAGCACCACGGAAAUGAUCAACGUCAAUCCACGUACACCAUAUUCGUAACCGCAUUUCUGUUGGGCGGAUUGACGCGAGGCUGCGGGCAAAAAUGUGCCUCAGAGUUUUAAUGCUUAAAUUAUUUAUGAUGUAUAGACGUAGUUGGACACUAUGAAUUGCACGAAGACUUAUUAAGAAUGGAGAGGCGGCAAUUUAUUUAAAAGCUACCGGAAUGAUUAUUGUUAACUUUUUUGCACAUAUUAAUUCAGUUUCUGUAAGCGUAGCACACAUAUGCGGGGCUCUUAAGGAUUACGCGUUGCUUUUCACUAUUAAUUUUAUGUUUUUUUUUUUUAAUUACUUUUGGAGCUAUUAAUAUUACUGAGUUAUUAGUAUUACCGAUUAUUGUAUGCGAAGCUAUAAAACAGCACAUUUAGUUUUUCGAAAAAUAUAAAUAAAAUUAAAAAAAAGUUAUAUAUGAGUAAAUCAAUGAAUAUUAGUAUAGCUUCAUAGUGCUCUUAUUUAAGUUACAUUUUAUUUUAUAAUUUUAUUAAAUUGUACCUGCUUGCAUAUGUAGCCUUCACCCGAGUUGGUUUAAUAAAAUAAUUCCAAAAUAAUUAA
Messenger RNA from Anastrepha obliqua, 1774 nucleotides. It is a transcript of the gene CDC50, whose product is annotated as cell cycle control protein 50A. Bases 149 to 1225 code for a protein of 358 amino acids. Gene Ontology annotation, cellular component: Golgi apparatus; plasma membrane; endoplasmic reticulum. NCBI's taxonomy places the organism in Eukaryota, Metazoa, Arthropoda, Insecta, Diptera, Tephritidae. The record is from RefSeq and is a predicted model, not a curated record. The transcript is spliced from 7 exons.